AUACAGUUUGGCUGAGACAUUAACACACAUACACCCACAGGGGCUGAAAUCGGAUAAUAACACUUAAUGGUGGGAUAUGCGAUUCUGGAGAAAUCCAACACCAUGACAAAGGCCUUGUUAUAGAGGGAACAAUAACACAGCAAGUAACGUAACUAACGUUAGCUAGGCUGUGGGUUAGCAAACUGUCCCUACAGAUGCAGCUGCGAAGCAAACAGCCAGAGAGGAGGAGACGGUUUCCCAGAGCAGCACAGCAGCUGCAGACAGCGAUACUCACAACUGUCCUCCUGAGACCCUGCGACCUCAUAUGAGGACAUUACAUUUUUGCCUCUUGACACAAUGAUAGUCAAUUUUGUAAAUCUUAGACCUGUUGGUCACAUUUAGGGACACUGCCCACACCAUCUUGUGGUGAUAUCACAACAUUACACCACUGUCAGUGAGAGCAAAAUGUCUGGAAUAUCAGCAAAAAACUUCUACCCCAGUUCCCGAAAGAAAAAUGACCCAGCGAAACUUUCAUUGUCAAGAGCAGAACAAUUGCUCAUGGCAAUUGCAAACAACUCUGAGGUGGAGGACCUCUCAGAUGGGGAAGAUAAUGAUCCUGCUGUGGACGAAGUCAUUUUACAAGAUGUUGACCUCAUGGAUGAGCAUCCUGAUUUUUCGCCACCUGAUUCAGGAGAUGAUUCCGGUGAAGAGUACACACCACCUGAUGCAGCUGAAGAUACUGACUCUGAGAAUGAAAGUCAGCCAAAUCAUCCACAAGUGCACAGACGUGGACGUAAACAACAGCAUAUUGAGAAUGAUGAGCUGGAUGAGGAAGAUCAGAGACAUGGAGAGCCCAGACCAGAACCAAGGAAUGCUGGACGUGGAGAACGCUGGCGGUCUGCUCCAUUUAGACCAAAUUUGGUCCAGUUUCAGGAUGGAGAUGAUGGACUGAAAGAUGAGCGAACAGGUUGGCAGCCACUGGAUUAUGUGGAGCAGUACAUUGACUCAGACCUGAUGAAACUCAUUGCUGACUGCACAAAUGCCAUGUCACUGGGUAACAGUGGGAGAUCUCUCUCAACUUCGGUAGAUGAGAUUUAUCACUUUUUGGAGCAGCAAUCUUGAUGUCUUGCGUGCCUUAUCCACAGAUAAGGAUGUUUUGGUCCAAUGCCCUACAAAUCCCCGCCAUUAGUAACACAAUGUCACGUGAUCGCUUCUUCAAACUUAGGAGCCAUCUGAAAGUAGUUAUCGACUAUGAUGUAUCAGAAGAUAAGAGGGAAACCGACAAAUUCUGGAAGGUGAGGCCUUUUAUGGACCGUAUACUUACCGGCUGCCGCCUUCAGGUUCGUCCAAAAUGCGUCUCAAUAGACGAGCAGAUGAUCCCGUUUACAGGGGCCUGUCCAUUCCGACAAUACGUGCCACUAAAGCCAAAUCCAGUGGGAAUGAAGAACUUUGUGCUGGCAUCUGUGGAUGGACUCGUGCUAGACUUUGAAGUCUAUCAAGGUUCAAAAACCCUGGCUUCGAAGGUUCAGGACUCAGAUGGAUUGGGUCUAGGAACACUAGUCAUCAAACGUCUUUCCGAAACCCUCACUGCUGGCACACAAGUGUAUUGUGAUCGCUUCUUUACCACCAUACAAGCAGUUGACCACAUGCUGAAGGAUGAUAUUUAUCUUACUGGUACAGUGAUGAAGGGCCGAGUCAAACAAGCAAUGAACAAGUUACCCGAUGACAAAACCCUGAAACACCAAGGGAGAGGUGCCGUCUCCACAGUAACCAGGGCAGAUGGGAAACUAUGCGUGGUCAAGUGGUACGACAACAAGCCAGUUGUGAUGCUCUCCACUGUUCACUCAGAGCAGCCAGAAGAUACUUGCCAGCGGUGGUCCAAGAAGGGAAAAAAGUAUGUGACCGUGACAAGACCAAGCAUCGUGCGCGAGUACAACUCAAAGAUGGGAGGUGUAGACAUGUCAGAUAGAAUGAUGAGCUACUACCGAAUGUCUGUGCGGACGAAGAAGUGGACAAUUCGCAUGCUGAUGCAUUUCAUGGAUCUUGCCCUUGCCAACAGCUGGCUGCUGUAUCGCAGAGAUAACCAGGAAAAUGGCACCCCAAUUUAGCCAUGUUUCUGGCUGUUUACAUUUUAUGUAGGCUUUACACUCUGAUGUUUACAUUUUCAAAUAAACUGUGAAAAUGUGUCAAAUUAACUUUUUGUACCAAUGGAGUCUAUGUGUGUCAUACAGUAAGAUAGACCCACUGUACUCGUAUGAGGACAUUCAUUUUUGAGAGAACUACUUAUUGUAUUAAGCUGAAAUUUUGAAUUUUGACUAAUUAGGACCUUCUGGCCCCAACAGCAAAUAAUAUUUCAAAAAGUUAUGAUAGACCCACUGUCCUCACAUGAGGACAUCUUUUUCUGCAAAAACUACUUCCUGUACAAAAACAAAUUUUAGGUAUUAUACUUAUUAGGUCCUACAUAUCCCAAAUAGCAAGAACAAUUAUAAAAUGCACACCAGGCAAACUCUCGGGUCUCAGGAGGAUAACUAACAUCACAACAACAGCAUAGCUUGGCAAACUAGAAAGUAAGCUGAAUGACCGUGGGCAAGUCAUUUAACUUUACCUGACACACAAAUUAUGGCUGGAAUAGUGUUAGUUUCCCAUUCACAGAAACAGGGCUGUGUACAAACACCGGAUUAUUUUUCAGCACAUACAGAACAGACAGUUAGGGACCAUGAGGAGAUAUUCGCUGAGUUUGACAAAAAAACUUGUAUUGGAUUAGAUUCGCAUACCUCACCUUUAAGAUGAGUAAUUCAGAACAACAAGGUGUUGAAAAUAGCAUGAUUAUAUAUAUUGUUGAAUUUAUUAAAUUAAAGCGAUGGAAAUAUAUAUUAUGCUUAGUAGUUGGCAUGCACAUAAUAUGACAGCCACCGGGAGUUUGUUUUUUCCCCGGUCUGUAUUUGGGCCCCAACAAUUAUUUUCAUAAUUUGACUACCUUUGUUCAUUUAAGGAAAUAUGAUCAUUUUAUGGGCAACUAAGCUUACCCAAGUGUUUGUUGUUUUACAUCAAGUCAA
Molecule: messenger RNA, 3035 nt
Organism: Siniperca chuatsi (mandarin fish)
Lineage: Eukaryota; Metazoa; Chordata; Actinopteri; Centrarchiformes; Sinipercidae
Product: piggyBac transposable element-derived protein 3-like
Exons: 2
Coding region: 1101-2087 (328 amino acids)
Source: RefSeq, a predicted model, not a curated record